Messenger RNA from Chelonus insularis, 1529 nucleotides. Its product is annotated as maspardin-like. The record is from RefSeq and is a predicted model, not a curated record. The coding region runs from base 18 to 920 and encodes 300 amino acids. The transcript is spliced from 7 exons. NCBI's taxonomy places the organism in Eukaryota, Metazoa, Arthropoda, Insecta, Hymenoptera, Braconidae.
AUAACACAUUAAUUAAAAUGUCGUAUACGAGUGAAUUGUCUCGUUCUAAAGAAUACCAAAGUUUUCGUAGUUCUGUGCCUUUAAGAAAAAUUGUUGUUGACACAGAUGGAACAAAGGGAUGGAAAAUAUAUGAUUCUGGUCCUAAAACUAUUAAAUGUCCAUUAAUUUGUCUUCCACCUGUUAGUGGUACUGCAGAUAUAUUUUUUAAACAGAUAUUAAGCCUCACAGCAAAAGGAUAUAGGAUCAUAUCAGCAGAACCUCCAGUGUACUGGAAUGUAAAGGAAUGGUGUGAUGGAUUCAAAAGACUUAUAGAUUACAUGGAAUUGGAUAGAGUUCACUUGUUUGGAGCUUCUCUAGGAGGUUUUUUAAUCCAAAAGUUUGCAGAAAUAAAUGCUCACUGCCCACGUGUUGCUUCAUUAGUUUUGUGUAAUACUUUCAGUGAUACAUCUGUUUUUAGUUAUAAUGAAUCAGCUGCAUUAUUUUGGGUUUUACCAUCUUUGCUUCUGAAAAAAAUGGUAAUGGGUAAUUUCACAACGAAUAAAGUUGACAAUGAUAUGAUUGAUGCCAUCGACUUUAUGGUUGAAAGGCUGGAGACAUUAAGUCAAGCUGAGUUAGCCUCUCGACUAACAUUGAACUGUAUUAAUUGCUAUGUAGAACCGCACAAAAUGGGUGAUUUGCCAGUCACAAUCAUUGAUGUUUUUGAUGAAUAUGCACUUUCCAAUAUUGUAAGAGAAGAAAUGUAUAAAUGUUAUCCAAGUGCAAAAUUAGCUCAUUUAAAAAGCGGAGGAAAUUUUCCAUAUUUAAGUCGCUCUGCCGAAGUUAAUUUACAUCUACAGAUUCAUUUGAGACAAUUCGAGGGAACUGAUUUAACAGCUACCCACAUAAGCACAACUGUUCAAAACAAUGAAAAUACAGAAUAAGUCAAGAUUUAUUCUUUAAUUUUAUCAGAAAAUUUUCCUUCAUUAAAUAUAAAAGGAAAAUAAAUGACUCUAUUCGUGAAUUACUGAUAUACAAAAAAGUUUAUCAGUGACGGUAACCAAAUAAAUUGCGAUAAAUAUUGAUAUAAUCAAUUAAUUUUUAUUUUUUUACGAUUAUGAUUAUUACAUAAAUAAUUUAGACUAUUUUUGUCAUUACAAAGAAUAUAUUUACACUUUUUUAGAUUUAUUAUAGUUCGUGGUGAUAUUAAUAAAAGCAUAAAUUUUUUUAAUGAAUUUUAUUCAGUUUUAUUUCAAUGUUAUAGGCAAUAAUUGAUAACUUAUGUAAAAUUAGAAUGAAUAGAUCAGUACUAACAGAACCAGUAGAAGAAGUGUGAUUGCGAACAGAGAAACUUAUUAAAUACUCUAAAGUCUUUGACAAUACCAAAUUUUGCCAUGACAAAAAGAAAAUUCUAUUGUUAAAUUAUUAUUAGAAUAUUCUUCUUAAAGAAAGUGAUUGAUUGUAAAUUGUGCCAAAUUUGUAAAUAAUUAUAAUAUUAUAAACAAUUAUUUGUAGAAACACAUUGAUUUAUUACGAAUAUAAUAAACAUAAAA